This is a messenger RNA of Salmo salar (Atlantic salmon), 1719 nucleotides long. The record is from RefSeq and is a predicted model, not a curated record. NCBI's taxonomy places the organism in Eukaryota, Metazoa, Chordata, Actinopteri, Salmoniformes, Salmonidae.
CAUAGAACAAGCGAUGUAGCUGGCUUGAUUUGUUUCGCGAGGCGAGCUGUAGUUUCUUUGCUUACUGCGUGUGUCCCUCAAUCGUCAACUGCAGAUUGAUAGAAACUUAUCAAAUAGAUACAAUGUUAUUCUAAGCAAUCGGCAUGUGCGCCUUUAGUGCAUGGUAAAACAAUAGGCUACAUCAAAGUAGUUUUCUGGAUGAAACGGGAGUGUUUUUGUCGUUGCUCAGAUCAAGCUAGUUGUGACCUGAUAGUCGGGAUCGUCUUUGUGUCCUCUCUCGUGCGCUUUAAUUGAACUGUUUUAUUUUUAUUUUUUUUAAAUAAAAACGGUUUUAUUUUAGUUGAGGAAAACUUUUUUGGAAGAUGUUUCUACCCGCUGUUGUACAUAAGUUGGCUAGUAUUUUUUGUGUGUGCACAUUUAAAGGAACGAUGUGGGAGUCAAUGAAGGUGUUAGAGCAGUGAUGUCACAGAGCUGAAGACAUUUCCUGUCAAUAUGGAGUCUGGAGAGCGGCUGGCCUCCCCCGCGCCCCCCACCCUGCCCACCGCUCGCACCUCCUCCCCUGCUGCCUCCUCCUCCUCUUCCUCCUCCUCGUCCUCCCCGGCUCCCCACUCCAAGAGCAGUCUGGCCCCCAGCCCUGCAGCCUCACUGGGAUUUACCCUCAGCACCUCUGGUCGUUUGUAUGGGGCGAUGAGCAACCAGCAGCCCUACACGUUGUCAAGCCACCCAGCCUUCGGCCUGUACACCACCAGCUCAGGACGCCCAGAGUUUGGAGGCCUGGGGUCGUUGGGGUCCCUGGGUUCUCUGGGGUCCUUGGGGAUGUCUGCUGCCCUGGCCGCACACCCCCAGCUGGGAGCUCUGACAGAAUGGUGGCGAGCAGCAGAGGCCCACAGUAGGGGGGCAGCAGCCUUCCUCCCCCCGUUCCUGGGCCUCCCCACAAUGUUCACUCCCCAUAUCCAGCAGAACCACAGCCCCCUGCAACCCCCCUCCAGGACCCCCAGCAAAAACGGACAGAUCCCCAAAGGGGUGAACGGGGCAGUGAACGGAAGUGGGGUCUCCUCCCCAACCAUGCAGGGGUCUUACUCCAUGAACGCGUCCCCAUCUCUGGGUGCCUCCCAGUCUGUUAAGGGCCCCAAGGCCAGGGGCCCCAGGAGCAGCCCUCAAAGCCAGAGCCACACAGCAGAGCUACAGCAGGAGAAAGUAGCCCGCAAACCUAAAGACAAGAAGCCCAGUAAAAAGCCAGCAGAGGUCGCUGGGGUCAGUGACAGCGAAUCAGGCUCUUCCUCGGACAGCUCCAGCAACGGAGCCAUCAGCAGCGACCUGGAGGACCUUGGAGGGGAAGAGGACGACGACGAUGAUGAUGACGACGAUGAUGAAGACGAGGAAGAGGACGGAAAGUGUGAGGCGUGGAACUCUGAGAAGGAGAAGGCGAGGCGGGCGAAGAAAAAAUGAAGAUCGGGACACUAAGCUCGGGCAUGAAGGAGGCCCAAGACAAGAGGAACAGCCUGCCCCACAGUCUACCCUCCAACCCCCCCACCCUGGUCCCCUCACAGCACUGCCCCUCUCCUCCUACCCUGUCCCAGAGCUCCCCCCUGUCCCUCCAGACCUCCCGGCCCAGGGAGGAGGGUCUCCAGCAGCACCUCAGUGUCAUCCAGUCCACGGGCCUAGCAGCCAGCUCCAAGCCCCUGGCCCUCCUCACCCAACCCCGCAGGGAAACCUCCC